Molecule: messenger RNA, 1271 nt
Organism: Drosophila elegans
Lineage: Eukaryota; Metazoa; Arthropoda; Insecta; Diptera; Drosophilidae
Product: abasic site processing protein HMCES
Exons: 3
Coding region: 89-1189 (366 amino acids)
Biological process (GO): DNA damage response
Molecular function (GO): single-stranded DNA binding
Source: RefSeq, a predicted model, not a curated record
UUUCAAUCAACCCUCCAAAAUAUUUGUUUACACUUUCAGUUUGGCCACUAACAAUUCGUAUUUAAUUAUUUACUUAAAGUUAAGACCAAUGUGCGGGCGCACUUGCCUAACCCUAGACCCCGAGCAGGUAAUUUGCGCCUGUAAAUAUCCACGGAAAACGAUCAAAACGGAUCCUGAUUCCGAAGACAAGGAUAAAAUCAAGGAUGAGGAAGGAUCGUCAAUGGAGACGCCCGAGUGGCGGGCGGAAUUCAAUCUGGGAAGGAACUACCAGGCCUCCUACAACAUUGCCCCCACCGACAUAACGCCGGUCAUCGUGUCCGCAGGACAUUUCUCGGAUGCCGAGGAUCAGAAGUGCGCCCGCGUCAUCAUGCCCAUGAUGUGGGGCAUGAUCCCCUUUUGGCAUAAGGGUGACUACCGGCGACAUGGCCUAACCACCAACAACUGCCGGCUGGAGCACCUGAUGGACUCGAAGUUGUAUCGUGGGCCCUUCAAGCGCGGCCAGCGCUGUGUGGUCAUCUGCGAGGGAUUCUACGAGUGGCAGACGGCCGGUCCAGCCAAGAAGCCUUCCGAGCGGGAUGCCUACCUGGUAUUCGUACCCCAGGAGGGCGACGCCAAGAUCUACGAGCAGCCAAAGGAUGUGAAGCUGCUGAGGAUGGCGGGACUAUUCGAUGUGUGGGCGGACGAGAGCGGCGACAAGAUGUACAGCUACAGUAUUAUCACCUUUCAAUCCAGUAAAAUCAUGUCUUGGAUGCACUAUCGCAUGCCCGCCAUCCUCGAAACCGAGCAGCAAAUGAAUGACUGGCUGGACUUUAAGCGAGUGAGUGACGCGGAAGCCUUAGCCACCUUGCGCCCGGCUACUAAGCUCCAGUGGCACCGUGUGUCCAAGCUGGUGAAUAAUUCGCGGAACAAGAGCGAGGAGUGCAACAAGCCCAUCGAACUGGUCGCCAAGCCAGCUAAGCCGGCGAUGAACAAAACGAUGAUGGCCUGGCUAAAUGUUCGUAAGAAACGGGAGGAUCAAACCAUGGCAGAGCACAGUGAUCCCAGCGAUGAAGAGGAGCAGGAGAAGGAGGCAGGACGCAAGCGCAGGAACUCCCCCAGUGGCUCCUCCUUCGACAGUCCAGCCAAGAGGUCCAAAUUCGAGGACUUCAAGAGUGAAAAAGCUGUCGAAGUGAAAUCAGUCGAAAAAUAGACCCGCAAAUCAUUAAUCAUAUUCUUACAACUUGUAGUACAUUAAGUUUAUUUUCAUUAAAAACCGAAAAAUUGUUGUUCAA